Messenger RNA from Somion occarium, 1202 nucleotides. The record is from the annotation of a GenBank genome assembly. Lineage: Eukaryota; Fungi; Basidiomycota; Agaricomycetes; Polyporales; Cerrenaceae.
ACGGCACGAUCGGCGUCUGUGACACGGCUAGUCUUGCACUUUCACGAUCAUGCUCAGCAGGUCAUCGACGACGGCGUAUAGCUGUCGAAGGCAGCUCGGACAUACUGCAAGAGCUGCGUGUAGUCUGCAGUCACGGGCGAGCUCAACAAGUGCAGGAACGGCACCAAGUGGAGAGGCUACCCAGACCCCCAUAAAGCGUUCAAUCCCAUUAGCCCAGAGGUUCGGAAAUCUCAUUAUUCCUGAUACGAGGACGGACCGUCGCGGUCCACGGGCUGCUGCACGACAAGCUGCGGCAUUAAAUGACAAGCCGUUAGUUGAUACUUUAGCGGCUAGGCUGGCACGCCGACAACCUGGGAAGGCUGGGGAAGCCUUGCUUGCUCAAGUCACGCAAACUCAAAGCCAUUUAGGAGGACAGCAAAAGAAGCAAACACCUCAGUGGAAGGGCGCGAAAUUCAGUCAGGGCACUCAGAGGGCCGGAGGUAAUCAGAUGGACUACAAAGCUCCUCAACCUCGAGGUAAUUUUGAUGGAAGGAGGAAAGACAACCAAAGGUCAGGUUCAGAGGAUCGGAGACCUCGCAGAAACAAACCCGAGCGGGUUCCAGAGGAGCCAGAGAUGAAUACUGCUCUCACGGCUGAAAACUUUGCAAUCCACAGUUCCACGGACCUCGACUCCCUCUUCGGCUCCUCUACACCCACCUCCUUCGUACCCGCUCCCCGUAAGUCCUCGAAGAAGAAGGCCGUUGCAAAAUCCACAGAGGACACCGCCGUUCGCGUAUCUGCUUUCCGCUUGCAGCAUGUGUUGGAACGUGUAGCUGGCGAUUAUUCGCGCUAUCAUCCUCAAGACAUCGUUCGCAUUAGAGGCGACUCGGUGCAGACCCUUGGACCUGUCGGCCUUGCCAAACAAAUUAUAAGUCGCAAAGCGGAGGUUGGACUGAAGUCGAAGGAGACUGCAAUCGGUGUGGUUUCGAAACUGGCCGGGAAGGUUGUUGCCGACACUCAAGUUGCUGCGCAGGCUUGAGGUUUAGAGGUAUAUACUCUAUGAGUCAAGUGCGGGAUUAUAUCCCAUAUAAUACGCAUACAUACUCGAAUACCAUAAAACUACAUUACUGGUUCGCCCGAAAUUAAACUGUACGAAGGUAAGGGAAGCUAUAAACAUUACGAUCAUAAAUAAAGAUAGUAUCUGGGAUUACUCCAGAGUCGCG